Messenger RNA from Equus quagga, 979 nucleotides. RefSeq names its product RAB5 interacting factor (gene RAB5IF). The transcript has 4 exons. Bases 250 to 639 code for a protein of 129 amino acids. Lineage: Eukaryota; Metazoa; Chordata; Mammalia; Perissodactyla; Equidae. The record is from RefSeq and is a predicted model, not a curated record. Gene Ontology annotation, biological process: mitochondrial respirasome assembly.
GCUACGAGGGCCCGUCGGCGGGGGACGCGCGGCCCUGCCUUGCUCCUCCCUCCUGGACGCCUGGUCUCGGCCGAGCAAACAGACCGGGGCGGUUGCGUCAAGUAACGGCAGUUGCAGCGCGCCGCCGAGCCCGACCGCUGAGCCUGUCGCUGCCGCCGCCCUCCGCGCCGUGACCCGCGACCCCAGACCCCGACUCCCUUUGGCUCGGCCCGCGCGCCCCAGGCCUGGCCCGGGCGGCGCGACGGGAGGAUGAGCGGCGGGCGGCGGAAGGAGGAGCCGCCUCAGCCGCAGCUGGCCAACGGGGCCCUCAAAGUCUCUGUCUGGAGCAAGGUGCUGCGGAGCGACGCGGCCUGGGAGGACAAGGAUGAAUUUUUAGAUGUGAUCUACUGGUUCCGACAGAUCAUUGCUGUGGUCCUAGGUGUCAUUUGGGGAGUGUUACCAUUACGAGGUUUCUUGGGAAUAGCAGGAUUCUGCCUGAUCAAUGCAGGAGUCCUGUACCUCUACUUCAGCAACUACCUACAGAUAGAUGAGGAAGAGUAUGGUGGCACGUGGGAGCUCACAAAAGAAGGGUUUAUGACAUCUUUUGCCUUGUUCAUGGUCAUCUGGAUCAUCUUUUAUACUGCCAUCCACUAUGACUGAUGGUGUACAGGCCCCACCUGCUCCCUGUCCAGUCCAAAGGACCCUCUUACUUACAGCACAGAAACAUGAUUGUAGGGGCACGCCAGCUGCAUGGAACCUGGAAGACCCAUGUUUCCUGGACUGAGAAUCAGUGUGUUGGGUGUCAGUGUUUUCUGCAAGGAUUGUGACCUGAAACUUUUUAAAAAACCAUCAUCUUUUGGGGAAACAUUUCUGAUUGUUCAUCACCAACCAUUUCUUCUUGGAUACCAUCAUGAAACACCUGUUUGCUGAUUGGAGCUGUCGUUUAAUUUGAUGCACCUCUGGAUCCGGAUGAAACAUUAAAUUGUCUUCCUCACUUUUC